Molecule: messenger RNA, 1716 nt
Organism: Cucurbita maxima (winter squash)
Lineage: Eukaryota; Viridiplantae; Streptophyta; Magnoliopsida; Cucurbitales; Cucurbitaceae
Product: pentatricopeptide repeat-containing protein At4g21065-like
Exons: 1
Coding region: 1-1716 (571 amino acids)
Biological process (GO): RNA modification
Molecular function (GO): RNA binding; zinc ion binding; protein binding
Source: RefSeq, a predicted model, not a curated record
AUGAAUCUUCCGUCUCAGGGCGGUAUUGAGAGAAAGAUUCCUGAUUGCCUGGAUGCCCUCCGCAAGGAAGGCAAUGACAUGCGGAGCGACGGAUAUUUCCUCAUGAAACUCAUUGAGGACUCUGUUUCGAAUAAUGGGUUUGAAUCUAUUGCUCUUAUUUUCUCUAAGUUUCGUGGUUCUAUUAAUUCUCAGAUUUGUAACUCGAUGAUCAGGGGUUAUUUGGAUUUGAAUGAGCAUUUGAAUUCACUUAUCAUUUUUGCUCACAUGCAUAAAUUUAGCAUUCUGCCUGAUUCUUCUACUUUCCCGGCCGUUCUUAAAGCGACUGCACAGCUAUGUGAUAUUAAACUUGGAAAAAUGAUACAUGGUGCUGUUGUUCAAAUGGGUUUCAUUCGUGAUGUCUACACAAGCACGGCUCUAGUGCACAUGUAUUGUUCUUGUCUGUCUAUUUCCGAUGCAUCUCAGCUGUUCGACGAAAUGCCUGAAAGAAAUUCAGUUACUUGGAAUGCGCUGAUUACUGGUUAUACACAUAAUAGGAAAUUUAAGGAAGCUAUCAAUGCUUUCCGAGGGAUGCUGGCAGCUGGGGCUGAACCGAGCGAGAGAACCAUGGUGGUAGUUCUAUCUGCUUGUUCUCAUUUGGGAGCUUUGAAUCAGGGUAAGUGGAUCCAUGAUUUUAUUUAUCAGAAUAAGUUGAGACUGAACGUGUUUGUAGGAACAGCACUUAUUGAUAUGUAUGCUAAAUGUGGGGUUGUUGAGGAGGCAGAGAAGGUCUUCGAAGAAAUUAGAGACAAGAACGUUUAUACAUGGAAUGUCUUGAUUUCUGGAUAUGGCAUGAAUGGCCAAGGCAAUGCUGCUUUGCAGGCUUUUUCUAGGAUGUUGAUGGAAAAUUUCAAACCAGAUGCGGUUACCUUUCUAGGUCUCUUGUGUGCAUGUUGUCACCAAGGUCUGGUCACAGAAGGGCGUCGACAAUUCAUAAGCAUGAAACAACAGUUCGGACUGCAACCGAAGAUCGAGCAUUAUGGGUGUAUGGUUGACCUACUUGGUCGAGCAGGAUUGUUAGAGGAAGCUCUAGAGUUAAUCGAAUCCAUGAGCAUGGAGCCCGACCCUAUCAUUUGGAGGGCUCUGCUUUGUGCUUGCCGAGUCCAUGGGAAUACGAAAAUGGGUGAAUAUACUAUCAGGAGACUUAUUGAGUUAGAACCAAACAAUGGGGAGAAUUAUGUCUUGCUAUCAAAUCUAUACUCGAGGGAACGUCGGUGGAUCGAAGUAGGAAAGUUGCGAGGAAUGAUGAGUCUCAGGGGGAUUGAAAAAGUCCCUGGUUGCAGUUCAAUUGAAAUAAACAAUGCAGUUUAUGAGUUUACUGCAUCAAAUGACAGAAAACUAGAAUUCAGUGCAAUAUAUAAGCAGUUGGAUAAUGUGAUGAAGAAACUGAAAGAGAAUGGUUACGUUACAGGCACUGACAUGUCUUUGUUUGAUAUUGAGAAAGAAGAGAAAGAGCACUCUGUGAUGUACCAUAGCGAGAAACUUGCUUUAGCAUUUGGUCUCUUAAACUCUCCUUUAGAUUGCACCCUAAGGAUAGUGAAAAAUCUGAGAAUUUGCUCGGAUUGCCAUGAGUUUUUCAAGGUCGUAUCACUUGUCUAUAAACGAUAUAUUGUCGUUAGAGACCGAAAUCGUUUCCACCAUUUUUCUGAACGCGUUUGUUCUUGCCGAGACUACUGGUGA